Molecule: messenger RNA, 3831 nt
Organism: Carassius gibelio (silver crucian carp)
Lineage: Eukaryota; Metazoa; Chordata; Actinopteri; Cypriniformes; Cyprinidae
Product: YTH domain-containing family protein 3-like
Exons: 4
Coding region: 653-2464 (603 amino acids)
Biological process (GO): mRNA destabilization
Cellular component (GO): cytoplasm
Molecular function (GO): N6-methyladenosine-containing RNA reader activity; mRNA binding
Source: RefSeq, a predicted model, not a curated record
ACUAUGUAUGCUAUCAGAAUUACAAUUUAGCUAACAGAAGUAUCAGAUUUAAAUAUUUUCCUUUAUGAUAAGACAUGUCAUAAGGGAAAUAACGUUACCCGAAUUAAACGGUUAAAAGCUGGGUACGAUGUGAUCCUUAAUUAAUAUACAGAAAUCUAACCAAGCAAUCCGAAAAACACGGAUUUCACACAAAAUGUACAGCAUAGAUCAACAUUAAGAUUAAAUCGGUUGAACAAGAUGGUAAUCGCAAGAUUUAUUUUGAACUGUAUGAAAAAGCAGGCGCAUGCCUCCUCUUUUACGUCAGCGGCGGAAGGUCACACUCAAGCGGAAGUGAGAGUCAGAGCCCAUUCGCCAUUGUGGAGCAAAGCAGGGGAAAUAUUCUCUCAAGACGUUACACAGAGUGUUUAUGUUUCGGACUACCUUGAACACAUCACUCAGCAGCCAGCCUCCCCCAGCCGUUUGACGCUCGCUGUCAGUACCGCUCGAGAGGACCGCUGCCGGCCGUUUGAAACUGGGCGAGGAGAUCAACGCCUGAGAAAUACGCUGUGAUUAUAGGGCAACCCGGAGAGAGGAAAAAAUAACGUGAACCCACAGCGGUGGCAGGAGAGACCGUGGACAGUCAUAAACAGCGAUCAGCUCGGGCUCCCGGACGAUGUCUGCGACAACUGUCGAUCAGAGACCUAAAGGACAAGGAAAUAAAGUGCAAAACGGUUCGAUGCAUCAGAAGGAUGCUGUAAAUGAUGAUGACUUUGACAAUUACCUGAGCAGUCAUACAAAUCAGAGUAAUAACUACCCACCAAUGUCCGAUCCCUACAUGCCCAGCUAUUAUGCUCCCUCUAUUGGAUUCCCUUAUUCCUUGGGAGAGGCUGCUUGGUCCACCGCAGGAGACCCUCCUAUGCCGUACCUGACCACAUAUGGACAGAUGAGCAAUGGUGAGCAUCACUUCAUUCCUGACGGAGUCUUUAGCCAGCCUGGUGCUUUAGGCAACACGCCCCCUUUUCUCAGCCAACACGGAUUUAACUUCUUUCCUGGAAAUGCAGACUUUUCCACCUGGGGUACCAGUGGUUCUCAGGGACAGUCUACACAGAGCUCCGCAUACAGCAGCAGUUAUGGAUAUGCCCCGAGCUCAUUGGGCCGGGCCAUUGCUGACGGACAGGCCGGAUUCGGCAGUGACACGCAACUUAGUAAAGUUCCAGGGCUCGGUAGUAUCGAUCAGGGAAUGGCUGGGCUCAAGCUCAGCUCGGAUAUGUCAGCUGUUACGAAAACAGUUGGGUCUCCUUUAGGUGGGACGGCGGGUAUGAGUAGCAUGGCUGCCAACGGCAUGCCACCUGUCAGCUCCUCUGUACCAAAACCCACCUCAUGGGCUGCUAUUGCAAGGAAACCGGCAAAACCUCAGCUCAAGCUGAAGCCGAAGCCCAACAUGUGUUUGGGAAGUGGCGCCACGAUUCCUCCUCCACCGAUAAAGCAUAACAUGAACAUUGGGACCUGGGAGGACAAAGGCUCCAUAACCAAACCCCCUCUUGCACAGCAGAUGCUCCCGCCACAGCCCUUGUUGCAGCAGCAACUCUUGGCCCAACCUCAGCCCAUGCUGCAAAGUCCAUUGCCUCAUCAACCCCAACACCAGCAGCUCCAGCUACAAUCUCCCCAGCACCUUCAGCAGCUGCCCCCAGGUCCCCCUCACCAUCACCAUCACUCGCAACCAGGUCCUCCGCAGCCCCUGCACCCACCUCAGGUGCAGAACCCCCCACCCCAAAACCGCUGGGUGGCCCCUCGGAACAGAGGAACCACAUUUAACCAGAGCAGCAACAUGGAGAACUUUGCCCUUGGGACGGGAGUCCCCAUGAGCUCAUCACCUUCUUCCUGUGAGGUUCACCCAGUGCUGGAGAAGCUGAAGGCCCUUAACAAUUACAACCCCAAAGACUUUGACUGGAACUUGAAAAAUGGACGGGUCUUCAUCAUCAAGAGCUACUCGGAGGAUGACAUCCACCGUUCCAUCAAGUACUCCAUCUGGUGCAGCACAGAGCAUGGGAACAAGCGUCUGGACGGUGCCUACCGCUCGCUCUGUGCCAAAGGUCCACUGUACCUGCUCUUUAGCGUCAAUGGCAGCGGACACUUUUGUGGCGUGGCCGAGAUGAAGUCAACUGUGGACUAUAAUGCCUAUGCUGGCGUCUGGUCCCAGGAUAAGUGGAAGGGCAAGUUUGAGGUGAAAUGGAUCUUUGUUAAGGACGUGCCCAAUAACCAACUGCGGCACAUUCGCUUAGAAAACAAUGACAACAAGCCUGUCACCAACUCCAGGGACACUCAGGAAGUGCCCCUAGAGAAGGCAAAGCAAGUGCUUAAAAUUAUUGCGACUUUCAAGCAUACCACCUCAAUCUUUGAUGAUUUUGCACAUUAUGAAAAGCGGCAGGAGGAAGAGGAAGCCAUGCGAAGGGUAAGCGCAGCUUUCUGCCACUCUUCACAAUAGCAGAAAGCAGGCACUUCACCUUUAGAUCUCGUAAACAUUGUUACGUUUUAGUGCUGUCAGCAUGUCCAUCCAUUUCCAAAGGUAGGUUUUUUAAUAGCAACUCCUUUCUAAGUCUUUCUGUCUCGUUUGCGUUUGAGAAUUAGGCCGCGAGACAAAAACAGUGCAGUCAGUCAUAAAUAGAAAUGAAAUGUUUGAUCUGGUAACUCUUUACAUCAAUACUGGAGGUCAUGUAAUAAGUUGUUCAGGUAUUGUUGCUCAACGUGACUUGCACUUAACACAUUUCUCCUGUAUUUCAACUAAACAUAAUUCUAAAGUCUCAGCAGAUAGAUAUUAUAAAAUAGUUCUUAAAAAAAAGAGUCUCUGCCCAUUUAUUGACAAAAGGCUGGCGGCGAGCUGUGAUGCCAGUCAGUGUCUCUGCUCAAACAGCAGGCAGAUGUCCCAUUAAUAUAUUGGAUUUGCAUCAUUUCCUGCCAAACCAACACAAAUAAUUGAUGUCUGUGCCUGUUACCUCGGCACCAGCUGCUUUAUAUCCUUGUAUGUUAGUUAUGAAAACAGCACUUAGAUCAGAUUUAACAUGAUUUUGGAGGAUUAACCUUUAAAGAUGUAUUGUGUUAUGCAUCUGAACGAAUAAGAGUCAUUUAGUUUUUCAUCUUAAUAGAGCUUAAACUUGUUUGGAAGUUGUUGUAAAUUGUUCGGCAUUAGAAGGUUUAAUACGUACACUAAACUCAUAGGCCCAACUUUGUACUAUUGUGGUCAUGUACUCACUUCAAAGUUUUGGGAGUGACUUUACAUGGUGAUAACCAUUGCAAUGUUUUGCCGUCACGUGCCUGUAUAGAAUAAACAUGAAUGAAUGCCAGCAGUUUUUUUUAGUUUUGGAUAUUUUGACCAAAGCUACCAGAAAUGUUUAGUUGUCAAUAAACUUCGGCUGAAAAGAGUUCUGUGUUCUAUGCGUGUUUAAGCUGCUGCUUUUACUCCUGUAAAUAACCAAGUUGUGAACUGACUGAAUUUAGUUGCUGCAUGUAUAUGGCCUGUAUGCAACACUGCAACUUUAUUGGCCUUGUUACAUCAGCAUGUCAUUUGUAUUCAGCUGAUUGAGUAUUUUGUCACUUACAUGAUAUAUGUGCAUCUUUACGUAAGCCACUUUAGGAUGAACUUGUUAGUCAAGAACAAAUGAAAAAUUGCAAUCAAAAUGGCACUUGGCCUAAUCAAGGUUUCUUGUUGUACUUGGACUAAUUACGGUGUUUUUUGGUUUGUUUUUUUGUGAGAAAUUAUAAAACGUUUUUCUCUGAACCACCCUUCUAUUUCAUUACCUUGCCAAUCAUGUAGAUUGCCAAAGCCAUAAUAAAAUCAACUAUUUAAAUUAAAAA